AAUAAACGUGACAACCGGAAGUUUACAGUGUAGACGUAGUAGCUAGCGUUUUCUUCAGUAGGGUUAAAAUCUUCCACGUUUAGUUUACACCAAAAGCAACAAUGUCUGAAAGAAAAGUAUUAAAUAAAUACUACCCUCCGGAUUUUGAUCCUUCUAAAAUCCCCAAACUUAAACUCCCCAAAGAUCGACAGUAUGUGGUCAGAUUGAUGGCUCCGUUCAACAUGAGGUGUAAAACGUGUGGCGAGUACAUCUAUAAGGGGAAGAAGUUCAAUGCGCGUAAGGAGACUGUUCAGAAUGAACUGUACAUGGGGCUGCCCAUCUUCCGUUUUUACAUCAAAUGCACCCGGUGUCUCGCUGAGAUUACAUUUAAGACCGACCCAGAGAACACAGACUACUCCAUGGAGCACGGCGCGACACGAAACUUCCAAGCAGAGAAACUUAUUGAAGAAGAGGAGAAAAGAAUCCAGCAGGAGAGGGAAGAGGAGGAAUUGAACAACCCAAUGAAGGUGUUGGAGAACCGCACACGUGAUUCCAAGAUGGAGAUGGAGGUUCUGGAAAACCUCCAGGAGCUGAAAGAGCUGAACCAGAGGCAGGCUCAGGUGGAUUUCGAGGGAAUGAUCGACAAGUACAGAGAGCUGGAGAAGAGGGAGAGGGAAAGGGAGAAAGAAGAGGAUGAGCGAGAAACAAAAGAGAUGUUGGACCGUGUCCUUGUGAAAAGACUCCGAGACAGUGAUUCUGAGAAUGAGGAAGAGAGCAGCAGCAGCAGCAGCAUACAGCCACAGAGCUCCAGCACAGACAAACCAACAGACAUCCUCACCACUGACAAACCCUCAGAGACACAGGGAGCCUCAGGAGGAGGAGUUAAAAGGGCCAAGGUGGAGAGCUGGGAGAAGAGUGUGGGGACGCUAGGUGGCAGAGGGGCGCUGGGAUCUCUGGUCGUACGAAAGAAACCAGCAGCGGCUGUAAACAAGCCCAGUUCAGCGGCUUUAAACAAGCCCAGUUCAGCGACUGUAAACAAGCCCAGUUCAGCGGCUGCUACUGCUGCUGUCUCCUCACAAAAAGAUUCAAACACAUCAGCUGCCGGCUCCACUAAUGCCUCAAAGCCCGUUACCACACAAAACGGGUCGUCAUCUCUCAGCCUGCUGGGGAUGUACUCAGACAGCGACAGCAACGACAGCGAAUGAGUGGAAGAUGCUUGGGAUGGAUUUUUACUUGAGUGACUGAUUGUAUGAAUGAUGCAGAAAGGAACAAAUAAUGCAUUCUUACAAACCUCUAAACCUCGAAAUAAAUGAUGACAAAUCGACAGGAUAGUGGACAGCCGUUAGUUUUCUCUGCUGUCCAUAUAUUCAGUGAAUCAACAAUGUCCUUCAAUGUAUAUUUUAGUGUUCAUUAAAAUCUGUUUUG
Messenger RNA from Scomber japonicus (chub mackerel), 1404 nucleotides. RefSeq names its product YJU2 splicing factor homolog (gene yju2). The transcript has 8 exons. NCBI's taxonomy places the organism in Eukaryota, Metazoa, Chordata, Actinopteri, Scombriformes, Scombridae. Gene Ontology annotation, biological process: mRNA splicing, via spliceosome. Bases 102 to 1184 code for a protein of 360 amino acids. The record is from RefSeq and is a predicted model, not a curated record. Gene Ontology annotation, cellular component: U2-type catalytic step 1 spliceosome.